AGUCCAAAUGGCGGGAAAAUUUCGCGCGUUUUCUUUCUGUGGUCGCAGACGCGUCGGAAGUAGUCAGACUAAGUUUAGUUGUACUUUUGAUUUUCCUUUAUUUCCCCCUACUGAUGUUUUUACCUUUAAAUCUUUCGAUCCUCCUUCCUUAUCUGUCUCUAUUUUCUUGACAUUAAACCAGUAUAACCAUCCAAGCUACUGUUCCUGUAAGAUUUUUGUACAAAAAACCUAAAAAUUUGCUGCUCUAGCUUGACUACAGUGAGUCGAAAACAGCUUACUACUGAUGAGGGAAAAUGUUCUCACAGAAUUUAGUCUCUGGUCGUGAUCUCUUUAGCUCAAAUCCCUGUCGUGAUUUUUGGGACAGUCAGCAGUUUAGCCAAGCAGCAAGUGGAUCACAAAGCUCACAACAAAGUUCCGUCGAGUUGUUUUCUCAGUCUAAAUCUUCACAAUCACAGCAACAGAGAAUCAGUACUAGCUGUGAUUGGUGGUCCAAUACAGGGAAUUCACAACAAAUAAACGAGGACGAACCAGUAAAAUACUACAUGAAGUAUCUUUCCAAACCUCCAAUAUUUUCUGACGAGUCCAAGAAGGACCAGGAAAAAUCAAAGUCUGAAAACCUAAAAAAAUUUAUUGAGACACAGAAAACCAAGACAUUGGAGCUUGAUCAAAGGUAUUAA
Molecule: messenger RNA, 677 nt
Organism: Actinia tenebrosa (Australian red waratah sea anemone)
Lineage: Eukaryota; Metazoa; Cnidaria; Anthozoa; Actiniaria; Actiniidae
Source: RefSeq, a predicted model, not a curated record